Molecule: messenger RNA, 909 nt
Organism: Chlorocebus sabaeus (green monkey)
Lineage: Eukaryota; Metazoa; Chordata; Mammalia; Primates; Cercopithecidae
Source: RefSeq, a predicted model, not a curated record
AUGCAUCACCCAACAAGCCUCUCUGGAGCCAGUUCUGUAACUAGCAAACGCUUCCCACUAAUACCUGUAGGAAAAUAUUUCUCCUAUCACUGUGAUGAAUCUUUUGAGACUCCUUCAGGAAGUUACUGGACCACAGUUAACUGUACGGAGAAUGGCUGGUCUCCUACUCCCAGAUGCAUUCUACAAAACGCUCAUAUAGUGUCGAGACAGAUGAGUAAAUAUGCAUCUGGUGAGAGAGUACGUUAUGAAUGUAGGAACUCUUAUGAAAUGUUUGGGGAUGAAGAAGUGAUGUGUGUAAAUGGAAACUGGACAGAACCACCUCAAUGCAAAGAUUCUGCAAGAAAGUGUGGGCCCCCUCCACCUAUUGACAACGGAGACAUUACUUCAUUCCCGUUGUCACUAUAUGCUCCAGAUUCAUCAGUUGAGUAUCAAUGCCAGAACUUGUAUCAACUUGAGGGUAACAAGCGAGUAACAUGUAGAAAUGGACAAUGGUCAGAACCACCAAAAUGCUUACAUGCGUGUCUAAUAUCCCCAGCAAUUCUGGAAAAAUAUAACAUAACAUUGAAAUGGAAAGCCGAAGAGAAACUUUAUUCGAGAACUGGUGAACCAGUUGAAUUUGUGUGUAGAUCUGGAUAUCGUCUUUCACCAAACUCUCAUGCAUUGCGAACAACAUGUCAGGAUGGGAAACUGGAGUAUCCAACUUGUGUAAAAAGACAUCAUCGAUCAUAAAAUGCACACCUUUAUUCAGAACUUUAGUAUUAAAUCAGUUCUCAAUUUCAUUUUUUAAGUAAUGUUUUACUUCUUUUUAUUCAUAAGUAAAAUUUUGGGGUUGAUUUGUGAAAAUGUAAUUAUAAUCUGAGACUGGUGGCUCUCUUCUUAAAAGCACCACAUUAAAACUUGGGAAACAAA